AUGGCAUAUGGUGUUGAUGCUCUGGCUGCCAAGCUGAGUGGCGAAGGCAAUGGCAAGGUGCAGAAUCUGGUUCUUUCGGACGUUACUUCUCUAUCCCUUGGUAUUGAAACUCAUGGAGGUUUAAUGGCUUGUAUUAUUUCGAGGAAUACACCUAUCCCAACCAGGAGAAUGAAAUGUGGUUUCUGGACAGGGUGCAACUUUCAGACCGGUGUGACUAUUAAGGUGUAUGAGGGCGAAAGAAGCCAUGCAUCAGAGAACAACUUGCUUGGGGUACUCUAUGCUAAAGGCAUUCCACCACUGCCCAGAAGUGUUGAAAUCAUGUAUACCUUCGACAUUGAUGAGAAUGGCAUCAUGACCGUGUUAGCUGAAGUAAAGGGUACUAGAGUGAUGAACAACAUCACCAUCACCGUCACCAUCACCAUCACUAACUAG
Molecule: messenger RNA, 432 nt
Organism: Salvia hispanica
Lineage: Eukaryota; Viridiplantae; Streptophyta; Magnoliopsida; Lamiales; Lamiaceae
Product: heat shock 70 kDa protein 3-like
Molecular function (GO): ATP-dependent protein folding chaperone; ATP binding
Source: RefSeq, a predicted model, not a curated record